GCCUGAUUGUACACUUUAAAAAAUGUUUCACUUAAAUUCAAACUUUGGCUAUGAUUUAAUACUAAUUCCUGAUGAUGCAAUUGUUGUAUUGAUGGCGGUGGUGGCGGUGACGUGAUCGCCUCAUUCAUUUCCGAAAAUCAUUUGGUACAAACUAUUUUUGCGUUUUGUUUUUGUUAUUUUUUUUUUUUUUUUUGGUAUCAAUCUUAACACUUUUGAACCGUAGCAAGAUGAAAAUUAUGAUAAUUUUAUCGAUAAAAUAAUAAACGAAAUCACUUUACAAAACUAAACUGCAUGAAAUCACUUUGUUGCCACAACAAACGAUGCGUUGGUCAAUUUUCUAUAGCACACAUUUGACGGUCGUGCAAAUCGCAAUAUUCCAUUCAUUUCAUCGGAUCAAUGGGAAAAAUACGAGCGCUGAAAUGUUUUCAACGUCAAAAUCACUAGUCGUUUUAUUGGCCACGGUCUUUUUGGACAUAAAUUCAAUCUAUUUUUGAUUGUUGACAGAAAUAUUUCGCGGAUUUUUUCUCUUCUUUUCUUGUUCGGUCGUCUUUUUCUCCUUCAGCGUGAUGCUUGCUGCAAUUGUUGUUUUCCUCAUUUGGCAAUUAUUUAUAGAUUUUGUGUCACUGCGACUGAUUUUGACACUUCGAUUCUAAUGUUUUUGUCACGGCCCUAUCGUCGAAAUUGCGGUAGCCACUUGAAGUAGAUGGGCAUUUUUGAGGAAUUUCCGAAUUUUUCGGUUAUAAAAAUUUUUUGGAAUUGAAAUUCACACAUUUUUCUUGCUAAUUUCUUGUUUUUCGAUCAAAAAUGGAGAAAAAUUUAAAAAAAAUACAACGAAAAAUGACCAAAUCUAUCAUCGAGCAGAACAUUCUUCGCCAAUAGGGACGCACGAUUCUGCAAAGCUAUCAGACAACUGUCGCGCACAAUGCGGAGAGUAAAAAUGAGAGAGCAGAGACUGAAUGAGUGUGUGCAUGUAUGGGAAAUGUCUCUCUUUAUCUCUCAUUUUUCGCUAUCGUGAGUCUAACCUUAAAAUAUUGCACAUAUCGGUGUUUCGGUGAAGACGAGUGUCGGCUGCAGUCGAAAUAUUCCAUGAUAACAAUUCAUCGUUCAUAUUAGUUUAGUUGUUUAAAUCGGUGUAACAGACAAUAGAAUUGCAUUAAUCGAAAAAUGUCACAGUUUGAUUCAGUAGUUGUGGAACGCCGGCUAAGGCCCAUCUAUGACUCGUUUGAAGUGGGCAAUAACAAGAAGGCGUUGCAUGAAACGGAAAAGGUGCUAAAAAAGACACCAAAUUUGCGAUGUGCUCGUGCAUUGAAAGGGUUAGCAUUGAUGCGACUGGGCAAGAAUGAAGAAAGCAACACGAUUAUCAACCAAAUUGUGGCGGAAAAACCCAGCGACGAUGCAACUAUGCAAGUUCUCUCAUACAUCUACAAAGAAAUGGAAGAAUUUGGCAAAAUCUGCGUGAUUUAUCAGAAUGCGGUUGAAAAAGACGGUACCAGUGAGGAGUUGCUAACACAAUUAUUCAUGUCCUAUGCACGGGUCAACGAGUUUGCAUCGCAGCAACGUGUAGCAAUGCAAUUAUUCAAAUUGAAACAAAAGAAUCCCUACUAUUGCUGGGCAGUCAUGAGUUGUUUACUGAAAGCCAUUCGUGGCGCCGACAAAAAUGAUGCAGCCAAACGGAAACUGUCACUCGAAUUGGCACAACGAAUGAUGGAAAAAUUAAUAAGCGACAAUAAACUGGAUGCUGAACAAGAGGCUCAACUCUAUCUCAUCAUUUUGGAUCAACAGGAAAAAUACGCCGAACAAUUGAAAUUCCUCGAUAAUCCCACCGGCAAGAAAAUUUACCCAGGUGCACCAAUCGAAAUGCGCAUCAAACUCAUGCGUAAUCUUAAGCAAUGGCCUGAAUUAAAUGUACUGCUGAAGGGACUUUUGAGAGCUGAACAUAUCGACCGAUGGGACUUCUACCAGGAUUAUAUUCAGACUGUUGUCGAACUGGUGAAGAACAAAACAGAGCCAGGAACUGAUAAUAAACAAGCAAUCGACACAUCAUUCGAGACUUGCCAUGAAUUUUUGUGUGAAUUGAUCGAAUCGAGUAACAAGAAAAACCGUGGACCAUAUUUAGCCCGUUUGGAAUUGUGUCGUGUAAUGAGCAAAAAUCAAUUUGAUGCCCACAAAUUGUUUGGUGAAUUCAUCGAAAUGCUCAUCGAUUAUUUCCGAAUUUUUGGCGAAAAACCAUGCUGUUCUAAGGACAUUGUACUAUUUUUGGAUGAUUUACGAGAAGAACAAAGGCCAGAGCUAGCAUCAAAAUUGAUUCAAUUAUGUAAUAUCAGUGCAACAACACUGCCGCAAACGAAAGAGCAAAUGCAGCGUCACAUUUGUUCGUUGCAAGUGUCACGUAUGUGUGGUGCACAUGCAUUAAGUGCUGAUCACUUAACGGCAUUGUACACAGCGUUCACGUUGCAUUAUGAGCAUGGAUUGAAUGCAUUUGGAAUUGAUAUGUUGCCAACCGAUAUGGGUCUAUCGGAUGCAUAUGCAUUGUUAGCUGUUCACGUGAUGUACGAUUUGGCGUUGCAGUUGAAGACAUCGGAUCAUUUGGUGGAGGCGUUAUGUUUACUAAAUUACUUGUUAAGCAAUAGUCCAAACAAUUUUCAUGCAAAAUUGUUGUGUUUGCAACUGUACCAUCGGAUUGGUUGUUGUUGGGGCGCGCAAAAAAUGUACGAAAGUCUAAAUUUAAAAUUUAUCCAAUUGGAUUCGAUGGGUUAUUUGCAUUGUGCCCGUUUGGCAACAUCGGGUAUGUUUGCCAUGGCACGUGCCGUGUACGAACCAACGCUAAAAUUCUUCACCAACAGCUACAAAGAAGGUCACGAGUACAUUUCGAUGUGUUACAAAUACGGUUCAUUCUCGAAGCUGCAGGAAUUCAUGGAUUUCCACGACAGUUUAACCUUCAGCUAUCACUUUUCACUCACGUCAAGCGAUGCUAUCAUUUCGGAAAUCGUUUGCUUGGGUGGUGCAAACACAACGCCCGAACAAAGCUUGAAUGCAUUCAAAUACAUGCAAAUCGAUUCGGACCGUGAGAAUGUGCAGUACGCAAAAUUGCGUGACAAUCGUGAUUUGUCGGUCAUUGUGCGAUGGGAUCCAAAUCAAAAGGAAACACAGAAACGUAUCAACGAACAAAGUUACCAACAAGAUUUGGACCUUUUGCGAAUUCGCAGCAAUUUAAUUCGAUUGAUUGCCAUUUGUAUUGAAACUGCCACGAAGGAAACAUAUGGAAAACACUCAAAAAACGAUGAAGGCUCGAUAGCAAAGAACAAAUGUGUUUUACUGGAAACGCAACUGAAAAAUUGGACGGAUUUAUUUAAAGAGAUUCGCACAGCUAACCAUUCAAUUACGUCAAAUGAAUAUCUAGUCAAUUUAUUGCCAUCACGAUUGCAUGGCCAACUUGAUAUGCCUUACGAAAGCAUCUUCUACAGCUUAGCCAAAUUGAUUUUGUCACUGGAAUUACGGCUCGUUGAACCAAUCGAUGACAUUUUCCGGGUGUUCAAUCAACAACUCAUUAAUGCCUGCAAAACCAUUUGCAAUGAAAUUGAAAGUUACAAUGCCAACGACGAUCGACUGUGGAAUCGACGCAUCGUUCAGGAAAUUAUCGCCAAUAGUAUUGAGAUUUUCGCUUUGGUGACCUUAGUAAUGUCGGUCGUCCACGAAAAAUACCUAGCAUCAUCAAGUCGACAAGUGAAGCGUAACAAGAAGAAAGCGUCAGUUGAAGAAUCGACUGGAAAUAACAUUUAUACACCAAAUGAUAAAGAGCGAGUGAACAUCAUCACAUCGCUUAUCAACCGGCUAAAGACCGAGCUCAACACCAUCGAUGCAGCCAUUGAAUCAUGGAAGGCUCCACGUUUGCCGCAAACCCUAACCGAAACAUUGGCCUCUCUGUCACUGAAUCCAAAAGUGGAAACUCUGGUCGACAGCACUAUAACCAAAAACCACGAGAUCACCGUCGACGAAAUUCGAACCAUUGUAAAAGACAAAUUGCGUUGCCUCAACUCACUGAGCAAAGUGAACGUAUGAGAUUGACCACACUACCAAAUUGUAUAUAUAAAAUUCGUCUUCUUCGCAUAAUGUUUUUUUUUCCUCUCCAUCAUUUCAUUUUAUUAUAAUAUAGUGAAAAAAAAGAGCAACAAAAAUACAAUUGAAAAGAAAAAACAAACGGUCAAUUUUCCGGCUGUUAACACCAAAAUCCCAUUGAUAUGUGUUCCCAAUGUGUUUUUUUUUGGUUACGAACCAUUUUAUUUAGAUAAGUUACAAACACUUUUUUUCAUGAAUCCAAAUUUAAAAAAAAAAAGAGAUAUUUUCAAAAACCAAA
Sitodiplosis mosellana (orange wheat blossom midge) is the source of this 4354-nucleotide messenger RNA. RefSeq names its product phagocyte signaling-impaired protein (gene psidin). Gene Ontology annotation, cellular component: cytoplasm; NatB complex. The transcript has 9 exons. Gene Ontology annotation, biological process: N-terminal peptidyl-methionine acetylation. Gene Ontology annotation, molecular function: protein binding; protein-N-terminal amino-acid acetyltransferase activity. The record is from RefSeq and is a predicted model, not a curated record. The coding region runs from base 1165 to 4059 and encodes 964 amino acids. Lineage: Eukaryota; Metazoa; Arthropoda; Insecta; Diptera; Cecidomyiidae.